CGUCAAACAUAUGUCAAAUCGUCUUCAAAACAAACCAUUCCGUGCAGAAAUAAAGUGAAAAAUUUUUGUUCCGUUUUAGAAAUAAAAUGCUUCUGCGAUGACCGAUCGUGUGAUUAAUAUGUCGUCGAGCUUAGUAGAUUUAAGCGAUAAUUCGUAUCUGUGUCGUCUGUGCGCUUUGAAAACGUCAUUGCCGGCAGUGGAAAUGUUUUCGCAUGAAGGAUCAAUACGCGAGAUCAAGAAAAAGAUUGAAAUCUGUCUGCGUUUCAUGGUCGACCAGCACGAUUCCUAUCCCAAGUUGGUUUGCAGCGAUUGUGUCUGCAAAUUGGACAUUUCGUACGACUUUCUGAUGAAAAGUCUGGAAUCGCAACAAUUUCUGACGGAACUGGUUCAGAACGAUGUCUUCAACACGAUUUAUGUGUUGAAAGACGAUCAACAGCUGUGCAUGGCAUUAAAUGAGUUGCCCGGUCACGAUAUUCAAGACUUGGAAAAUUUAGUUGAUGAAGCGCAUAUGCAUCACACGGACAGCAAUGAUAUAAGCCAGAUAAUUCAGUACCAUGACGGAGAGUUGAACGACGAACAAAUUCAAGCCAUGAACAGCAAUUUACCGAAGGAUACUGACUCCUUGCCUGAUAUCGCCCUCUAUUCCUUUGACUCAAUGGAUAAUGUGAAGGACACAGACUACCUGAACGAAGCGAAUUUUCAACAAAACUCCAACUCGUCAAUACUGGACAAUGUUUUCAACAGAACGUGUGCCGAAAUUGAGGAGAAACCCGUAAAAGAAACCAGCGUUGUUAAUAACAAGCAGACUUGCAACAUUUGCAACAAGACCUUCCCAACGAAUUACAAACUUACCGAACAUAUGAAGAAACACGAGACACCUGCACCGUUCAAAUGUAAAAUGGAAAGUUGCGCCAAGACGUUCCGAUCGAAGAUUGGCUUAAUCCAGCACGAAGCAUCUCACACCGGCGAUUUUAAAUUUUCUUGUGAUGUGUGCGGUAAAGGAUUCCAAAUCAAGAGCUAUCUGACCAUUCACAAGAAGAUCCACUCGAACAUUAAGCCGUACGCAUGCAGCAUCUGUGGUCUGGAAGUGAAGGCCAAACAGGCAUUGAUCGACCAUGAGAAUCGUCAUCUGGGUGUUAAGAAUUACCAAUGUUCACAGUGCGACAGAAAAUUCAUCUCGAAAUCGAUAUGCGCGACACAUGAAAAGACUCAACACUCGACCGAAUCGAAUCACAAGCAUCCGUGUCCGGUGUGCAAGAAAUUGUUUGUGCGAAAGUCGUAUCUGAAAACGCAUAUGACCAUACACAGCGGAAACAAGUUAUUCAUUUGCGAGCAAUGUGGAAACAAAUUUUUAACGAAUUUAGACCUGAAGCUCCAUUCAACGACUCAUUCUGGCGAGAAACGAUACGUCUGUGAAAAGUGUGGAAAAGCUUUUGCACGUCCCGACGCUUUUGGCAUACACAAACGAUCGCACACCGGCUACAGGCCGUACAAAUGCAAGUUUUGUGGUCAACAGUUCGCUCAGAUAACAUCGAUGAAAGUUCACGUUCGACUGCAUACGUUGGAGAAGCCUUACAAGUGUUCGCUGUGUCCGCUGAGCUUCGUGUCGAGGACCUACCUGAAUACGCACAUGAAAAAGCACAAUACAGUCACAACGAAAGAGUUGACUCAAACAUGAAAUUGCGUCAGUGCAAUUGGUUGAUGGAUCGAUGUGAUGUGGAAAUAAAAGUGAUCAGAACCGGUGAA
This is a messenger RNA of Bradysia coprophila, 1746 nucleotides long. RefSeq lists its product as uncharacterized. Gene Ontology annotation, biological process: regulation of transcription by RNA polymerase II. Lineage: Eukaryota; Metazoa; Arthropoda; Insecta; Diptera; Sciaridae. Gene Ontology annotation, cellular component: nucleus. Gene Ontology annotation, molecular function: DNA-binding transcription factor activity, RNA polymerase II-specific; RNA polymerase II cis-regulatory region sequence-specific DNA binding; zinc ion binding. The record is from RefSeq and is a predicted model, not a curated record.